Messenger RNA from Conger conger (European conger), 3161 nucleotides. Its product is annotated as E3 ubiquitin-protein ligase RNF166-like. The coding region runs from base 214 to 954 and encodes 246 amino acids. The transcript has 6 exons. Gene Ontology annotation, molecular function: ubiquitin protein ligase activity. NCBI's taxonomy places the organism in Eukaryota, Metazoa, Chordata, Actinopteri, Anguilliformes, Congridae. Gene Ontology annotation, biological process: protein polyubiquitination; ubiquitin-dependent protein catabolic process. The record is from RefSeq and is a predicted model, not a curated record.
UUUGGCUAAUGUUUACUUCGUGUCCGGCGUGUCUUCUCUAAUGCAACCAUUUUUAUCGCGGGAUUGAUGCCCUACCCAGUGUUAACCCCGUUUUACACUGUUCGCGCAUUCUGUACUAAUGUGCAUUAGUUAGCAGCGAGCUCAUUCAGAUAGGUGGUAAACUGACAGUUACAUUGCUUAUCGAGGGUGAAGUUCGGACUCAGAUCUGCGUUCAUGAUGGCGAUGUUCCGCAGUUUUGUAUCUGCUACCCAGCUCAGGCAGCAUCACCAUCAGCAUCAACUGCAGAGCGAGGCAACCGCGGCCGUCCCCGGUGAGAGCAUCGAGAGCCAGUUCUCUUGCCCCAUUUGCUUGGAGGUCUACCACAAACCUGUCAGCAUCGCAAGCUGCACUCACACGUUCUGUGGGGAGUGUCUGCAGCCAUGCCUGCAGGUGACCUCUCCCCUCUGCCCCCUCUGCCGCAUGCCUUUCGACCCGAAGAAGGUGGACAAGUCCUCCAAUGUGGAGAAGCAGCUGUCCUCCAACAAGGCGCCCUGUAGGGGCUGUAGUAAAAAGGUCACCCUGGUCAAAAUGAGGUCACACAUUACAUCUUGCACAAAGGUUCAAGAACAGAUGGCCAACUGCCCCAAAUUUGUACCAGUUGUACCCACUUCACAGCCAAUUCCUAGCAAUAUCCCAAAUCGCUCCACGUUUGUGUGUCCAUACUGUGGAGCCAGGAAUCUUGACCAGCAGGAGUUGGUCAAACACUCUAUGGAGAACCACCGAAAUGACGCCAAUAAAGUGGUGUGCCCCAUAUGUUCGGCCAUGCCUUGGGGUGACCCCAGCUAUAAGAGCUCCAACUUCAUGCAGCACCUCCUGCACCGGCACAAGUUUUCCUACGACACGUUUGUGGACUACAGCAUCGAUGAGGAGGCAGCACUGCAGGCAGCAUUGGCCCUCUCAUUGGCUGAGAACUAAGGAUCUCCUCCUCCUGCUCUCUGGCACUCAUUAAUGCUCUCUUCUCCAACUGUCUCUUUCCAACAACCAGUCUUACAGGAACCUAAGGAGCCCUCACUCCAUUCUCUGCAUCCUGGAAUUCUCAAUAACGUACUCUCCUCUUCCUGUAGCUCUCCAGCCUUCUCAGAGAACCCCGUUCUUCACACCUGCCUGUCCACCAUGGCCCUCUUGAAGACAGCUGAGGUUCCAGCUCUCCUGGACUCUGCUGACCCAGUCAUUGAGCUCCCCACCCCCCCACCCCCCCACCCCUUCCUGUUUUAUCAGGACCAAUCACAGCCAUGAGGUGGUAUCCUAAAUGCAACAAUGUAAUGCGCAAAUGCAUUUGGGGUUAAUUUACUUUGUGUUUUAGGUUUUACAUGGGCUAACAUGAAUUGAGUUCACUUCCCGACAAAUAAUUAUCUGUGAAUCUUUCCUUUUUAAAUGGAGUGAGGGAGGCAGUGUGGUAUGGACAGGUGCUGUGGGAGGAGCUUCUUGCAGGAGAAAUGUUAAUCAAGCACAGAAAGGGAGGUAACUUGUCAAUCACAUUACCACAAUGGACAGAUGGCCAACAUCCCAACAUAAAUGUUCAUGGCCCCCAUUUUACUAGUUCUUCUGAAUAAUUGCACUUAUCACAUUUUUCUACAUGAAGUAUAGUGUCGUUUUGAUUUUAUAGAUGACAUGCAGGCCAAUAGUGACGCAUUAAUGGUUAAUACUGCUGUUACCUGUUUAACUUGCUACAAUAGUAUUUUUUAUGAAGCAUCAGAUGAGAAAAAAAUAUAUUUUUGAAAAUGUUUCAAAUGGUUCACUAAUAACACAGAAGUAAACAUGCAUUUAAUAAUGAAGAAUGUGUUGGUGGUUUUAUAUAAUUUAUUUUUAUCGUACAUGCAGCUCCGAUAAAUCAAAGUAAAUGUGGAUGAUUUGGAAUGGAGCGCUCCUCGGGUUUUCUGUUUAAUGACACAGUGGCAACACUAGAGGGCACCUUGGUUUAAUAAAAAUCUGAACUUCUAAUUGAGAUCAUGGGUUUUCAACAGUUAAAUUUGGAUUGAUUCCUUUUUUUUUUCAGCUUGCAUUUUUUGUUUACUUUAUUUAAACUAUUGUAAGGAAGCCCUGAUGUGCAUUUGUUUCUGUAUUUAUAGAGAUUAAUUUGGGAUUAAUUUCUCUAUAUGCAGUUUAGAUUUACACAAAUUCAUAUGAGUUGGAUUCAUUUCCUUUCUUACCUUAAAAACAUGAAGUAGUUUUGAGUCUAAACCGUGGAACAGGAUAAUUGUAAUGCUGUAUGCCAUGAGGUUUAAAUCUUUUCUGGUUUAUUGUGUCAUUAUAUUACCAGGAUAUACUCAUAUGUGCCAAGGAGGCAUAUAAUCUGAUUAGUUAUUAGCUGUCUUAUUAUUAGCGAUUUGCUUUUAGAUCUUUAUACUGCCCUGUGAUCUUUGUUUUGUGGCGCCAGGCACACCAGUAAUUACUAAGCAGGGUGGGGUCGCUUGAAGUGACGGUUGGACACCUGUGUGACUGGUUGAAUCAAGGGAACAGGAAAUAAGAUCUGUAUUCAUGUCAGAACAAUAUUGAUGUUUCUGAACAAUACAGACAUCCCCAAAUGUGGCACAGCAAUUAACAAUAAACCCCCGCUCACUGCCUCCAAUAAGAUGUGUUAUGAUGCGUCUCUCAAAGUGAUAUCCUCAACUUGCCGAGGGGUUUCCAUAUCCUGCACAGACUGACCUUCUGUGCUACUGCAUGUCAAGACAACCAUGAGAUGGUUUUGGAUUUAUGUUGUCAUUUUAAAAAUAGCAAUAUUUGGACUGUUUCAGAUGAGCACUGUGAAACAUUGAACUGCUAAACAUACCAAAUGCUUAAGGCGGUGGUCUCAAUUCUCAUUGUCAUGGAGGGCCGUGUAUGCAGGUUCAUUCCAACCAAGUAAUUGAUUCCAAUUGCUCAUUCAGCCAUAUGUAUUUAACUGCAUUAAAGCACAGAAUAUAAGCAACCAAUGUUAUUUACACAUGGCCCUCCAUGGCACUGAUUUCAGACUACUGGCUUUAGGUAAAUAAGGUAAAUAGUAGUUCAUCAUACACCCCAUUUACUAACAGGAUAUGAGAAUACAUCUCUGAACUUGUCACCAGCGAUAUUAGUUGGUGUUGACAAUAAUAAUAAUGAAUGAACAAUAUCUACAAUAAAUAGCUGUUUUCAUUUGGACAGAA